Molecule: messenger RNA, 1497 nt
Organism: Ostreobium quekettii
Lineage: Eukaryota; Viridiplantae; Chlorophyta; Ulvophyceae; Bryopsidales; Ostreobiaceae
Source: the annotation of a GenBank genome assembly
AUGGGCUCUCCCCCGCGCCCCUCCUACGUCAUCGCUAUCUCUGCCUACAUAUCGUGGACGGUCUGGUUCCUGUUCGGCCACAUCAGGGACUUCAUCAGGGACGUGUUUUGGGCCUCGAAGGCCAGAAAGGACUAUGCCCCAAUACGACAAUCGUACGAGGACUUCUACACGCGGCGGGUGUUCUAUCGCCUGCAUGACUGCUUCAACCGUCCAAUUGCUAGCGCACCAUCAGCAUGGGUGGAUGUGCUGCAUCGCACGCCAGUCAAUGAGGACAAGCCGCUCGAGCUGACGGGUGACCAGUCCAAAGUGCUGAACUUGAGUUCCUACAACUACCUGGGUUUUGCUGCCUCUGAUGAAUACUGCACCCCUCGCGUCCUUGACACACUGGACAGGCUGGGCUGGGGGGCAUGCUGUUCCAGAAGUGAAGCAGGAACUACGGACAAACAUGUGGAGUUGGAGGAGACAGUGGCCGAGUUCCUUGGAGUGGAAGCAGCCAUCACAUUUCCAAUGGGCUUUGCAACGAACGCCUUCAACAUUCCUGUGAUCGUGGGGAAGGGCUGCCUGAUCAUUAGUGACAGUUUGAACCAUGCAUCCAUCGUCAACGGCUCUCGGGGAUCAGGAGCAAAGAUCAAGGUUUUCAAACAUGACAACAUGACCCACCUUGAGCAGAUUCUCCGGACCAGCAUUGCUGAGGGUCAGCCACGAACGAGAAGGCCAUGGAAAAAGAUUCUCAUCAUCGUCGAGGGAAUAUAUAGCAUGGAGGGAGAGAUCUGCAGCAACCUGAAGACCAUCGUCGCCCUAAAGAAGAAGUACAAGGCCUAUCUGUUCCUAGACGAGGCCCACAGCAUCGGCGCGAUAGGGGAGACCGGGCGGGGCGCCACAGAGCAUGCUGGCGUGAAUCCAAGGGACGUGGAUGUCAUGAUGGGGACCUUCACCAAGUCGUUUGGCUCCUGUGGGGGCUAUAUUGGGGGGAGCAAGCAGCUUAUCAAGUGCAUCAGAAACCAUUGCCCAGCACACUUGCAUGCGACCAGCAUGUCUCCGCCGGCAGCUGAGCAGGUCAUCAGCGCCUUGAGGCUAAUCAUGAACAAGGCAGGGAAUGGACGUGGGCCACAAAAGAUUCGGACUUUGCGGGACAACUCGAACUACGUCAGGAAAAGGCUCAUUGACCUGGGCCUGGAGGUUCUUGGGGAUUUUGACUCGCCUGUUAUGCCCGUCAUGAUAUACAAUCCGGGGAAGUUGGCGCUCUUCUCAAGGCUUUGUUUCAGAGACGGGGUGGCUGUCGUGAUGGUGGGGUUCCCUGCGACCACGCUCGUCAAUUCGCGUACUCGUUUAUGCAUAUCAGCGGCGCAUACAAAGGAAGACCUCGACUACGCUCUCGAGGUCAUUGAAGACGUUGCAGAUCAACUCGUCAUGCGUUACCGUCCCAAGGAUCACAAGAAGGAGCGGAAAGUCCGGAGCGCAGCCAGCCACAUGAUGAAGGCAAAAGCUGGGGGUUGA